Molecule: messenger RNA, 854 nt
Organism: Solanum stenotomum
Lineage: Eukaryota; Viridiplantae; Streptophyta; Magnoliopsida; Solanales; Solanaceae
Product: outer envelope pore protein 16, chloroplastic
Exons: 6
Coding region: 221-748 (175 amino acids)
Biological process (GO): protein import into chloroplast stroma
Cellular component (GO): chloroplast outer membrane
Molecular function (GO): amino acid transmembrane transporter activity
Source: RefSeq, a predicted model, not a curated record
CUUUGAUCGUAAAUUUUUCAUAGAUCUUUUAAACAUUUUGAAUUAUCAAUUAUUGCGACAUAUAGUACUUUUUAUGUAAUUUACAAAUAUAUAAAUUUCAUUUCAAAAAAAUUGAAGAUUUUAUGUGCAAAUUUCUGGUCAAAUUUAAACUGUUUGAUUUCGAAAAACGAAAAGUAUCGUGCAGAGGUAGCAUUUAUUAGACACAAGCAUUGAUAUUUGCAUGCAUCGAAAAAGGCGAAACAAACAAAAACUGAUAAAAAAAAGAAUAGGAAAAUCGGAGUGUGUAGAAGAUAACAAGAAAAAAAAGAUGCCUCGGAGUCGAUUUGCAGGAUCAUUGAUUUCUCCAAAGGUGGAUGUUUACAUUGAUAUGGGAAACCCUUUUCUAAAUCACACUGUUGAUGCUUUCUUGAAGAUCGGCACUGUUGCUGCCACCAAAGCUGUUGCUGAAGAAACUUACGGAAUGGUCACUAGAGGCAGUGUUUCGAGUCACAACUUUGAGAAAUCGUUGAAGAAAAUGUGUAAAGAAGGUGCUUAUUGGGGGACUGUUGCUGGGGUAUAUGCUGGAAUGGAGUAUGGAGCGGAGAGAAUUCGUGGAACCAAUGAUUGGAAGAAUGCUAUGAUUGGGGGUGCGUUGACAGGAGCUCUCAUAUCUGCUGCAAGCAACAACAACAGAGACAAGAUUGUAAUGGAUGCCAUUACAGGAGGUGCUGUUGCUACUGCUUCAGAGUUCCUUAAUUAUCUCACAUGAAUUUACUUACCAAACUGCUAAAAACAUUGCUUUUAGUAUUUGCUCUAUUUCUCUCUAAUUGACUACGUUUAACUCGAUCUAUAAUUUAGCUAAUCUUUUCCAAUAA